AUGAUUUCACAGGAAGAAAGAAAACAGAUUGUUCUACAUUUAUUUAAACUUAUAAAAGAAAGUAAAAUAUUUUCUAAUUGUACAGAUAAAGACAUAAAAGAUGUGGCACUUAAAUUUGAAGCAAAAGCUUUUAAUUCUUCUAAAAGUAAAGAAGAAUACAUGAAAUUAAUGAAAUUAAAAUUUGAAAAAAUUAUCAAUGAAAGUAAAAAAACACAAGAACAAAAUUUAAUUAGCAAAGAAAUGUGUACUACAAGGAGUAAAAUGGGUGAUAAAGAAUUAAAUAAGAGAUUGGUUACAGGUGAUUUUACUAGAAAUGUUAAUGAAAAUGUGUAUUUGUCUAAGGAAAUUAAAUCAUUUUCUAACAAUGAGAUUAAAAAUAUUGGACAUACAUUUGACAAGAAAGUAAAUUAUAGUAAAGAUUUAGAUUUUAAAAUGCCUUUUGAUGGAGUUUAUAAGAAUACAGCCAAUACAAAUACAUUUAAUAAUUUUUCAGAUAGAAGACAAAUAGAGACAGGCACUCGAGAUUAUAAACAACAAUUUGUAAAUUUUAAUAACAGUAAUAAAAUGCCUUAUGUACAAUACAAUUACACUAAGAAUUAUGCUAAUGAUAGAGAUUCAUUAUCUUAUAAUCAGGAGUACAAGAAAUCUAUUAAUAAUUUUGAUAAUAUGCCUAGAGGAUCAAUUAAUAGCCGAGUGGGUGACAUAAAUGAAAGAAGUCCUCGUAACAACUUAAAUUUUUAUGAUUAUACAGUAAAUAAUUUUAUACCAAAAAGAAAGAGUCAUAGUGAGAAUUUGUUUAUUUAUGAUAAUAAAAAUCAAAAUGGAAAGUUUAACACAGACAGAAAUUAUUUUAAUUCUUUACAAAAGAAUCAAGAUUUAAAAUCUUUGUCUAAAAUAUCCACUUUUCCUUACAACACGCAAAAUGCCAUGUAUCCAACAAACCUAAAUAAUAAUGUCAUGUAUCCCACAAACUUAGAUAAUAACGUCAUGUAUCCAACAAACCUAAAUAAUAAUGUCAUGUAUACUUCCACACGUCCUGAUAAUUAUUAUCCACCAUAUACAAAUGUUUAUAGUACACCACCUAACAAUUUUACAUUUAAUUCUCCUGGAAGAUAUGAAGAUUCCAUUCAUAAAGGCACAUCUAAAAGUGUAAAAAGAUCUAAAUACACAAAUCAGAUGUACGAGAAUGUACAUACAAAAUCAAAUAUAAAUCAACAUUACAACACAUCUAAUUCUUCAUUAAAUACAAAUAACAAUUUUAAUAUUCAGUAUAGAAAUCCUAAUAGUAGAUUUCAUAUGAUAGAUCCUUCUAGAAUGACGAAUAGUAAGGAUUCUACAGCACAAAUUUAUAACGAACAAUACAAUGUAAAUUGUAAUUCUUCAAUUUAUUACAAAAAUAAUAAUAUUUCUAAUUUAUCAUCUAAAUGUGUAAAUGAUGAUAUAAAUCAACAGGAUUAUAAUACUACUAUUUCUAAUCAAUGUGAAGAAUCUCUUGAAGGUAAUUCUACAAGAUUAACUAAUAAUAAACAAUUAAAUGAUAAAGAAGACGACCUUUCUUUAGAUAUUGAUUUAUCGGGAGAUGAACAGGAUAUUAUCAAAAAGUUAAAGUUAUGUAAUUUAUCCUUUGAAAGAAAAUAUUUAAGUUUAGAAGAUAUUAAAAUUUUAAAAGAGUCUUUAUGCACUGCAGAGGUAGUACAAUCAAAAUGUUAUGAUAUUUGUAAAGAGAAUAAUAUUUCUGCUAAAUUUAAAAAAUAUACUAAAAUAUUAAGUUUACAAAGAAAGCUUUUACAAGUUAAUAUUUAUAUUAUUGAUUGGCGUGAGGCAGAUGAAAUGCUUGAUUUUAUAAAGCAAUAUUAUAUUGAUGUUAAAGAUCAAGUAGAAAAAGAAAGUUUAAAUCAAUGGGUUAAUUUUAAUGAGUGUUUAAAUAAAACAUACAGUGUAUUUGUAAGUAAAAAGAAGCAAGAUCCAGAAUGGUACUUAGAUCUACAAGAAGAGUGA
Vairimorpha ceranae is the source of this 1998-nucleotide messenger RNA. RefSeq names its product mads domain-containing protein. Lineage: Eukaryota; Fungi; Microsporidia; Nosematidae. The transcript has a single exon. Gene Ontology annotation, biological process: regulation of DNA-templated transcription. The record is from RefSeq and is a predicted model, not a curated record. Bases 1 to 1998 code for a protein of 665 amino acids. Gene Ontology annotation, molecular function: transcription coregulator activity.